AGGUUUCUUUAAAAGCGAUUAGAGGGAAUAAUCCAAAAUGCCAGAAAAUCCUGCUGCAGAUAAACUGCAGGUGCUGCAGGUUCUUGAGCGCUUGAAGACGAAGUUGCAGGAGAAGGGAGACACGUCGCAGAACGAGAAGCUAUCUAUGUUUUAUGAGACACUGAGGAGUCCUCUCUUCAACCAGAUACUCACACUUCAGCAGUCCAUCAAGCAGCUGAAGGGGCAACUCAGCCAUUUACCCUCAGAUUGUUCAACCAACUUUGAUUUUUCUCGGAAGGGCUUGUUAGUAUUCACAGACAGUUCCAUCACUAAUGGAAGUGCGCACAGGCCCUCAAAUAACUCAAGUGUAUCUGGGUUAUUUCCUUGGACCCCAAAGUUGGGAGAUGAAGACUUCAACUCAAUCAUUCAACAGAUGGCUCAGGGCCGGCCGAUUGAGUAUAUAGAUAUAGAACGACCUUCUACCGGAGGUCUGGGAUUCAGUGUUGUGGCCCUGCGAGGUCAGCAUCUGGGAGAAGUGGAUAUCUUUGUGAAGGAUGUACAGCCAGGAGGUGUAGCAGACAGGGAUCACAGAUUAAAGGAAAACGACCAAAUAUUGGCCAUUAAUCACACGCCGCUGGACCAGAACGUUUCCCAUCAGCAAGCAAUUGCAUUGUUACAGCAAACCACUGGAUCUUUGUGUCUGGUUGUGGCUAGGGAACCAGUCCACAUGAAAAGUAGUGCUUCUACCAGCAGCCCAAGUGAGACACCUCUGCCUGAAACAGUUCGUUGGGGCCAUAUUGAAGAUGUUGAGCUCAUUAAUGAUGGCUCUGGAUUAGGUUUUGGAAUAGUUGGAGUAAAAUCCAGUGGCGUGGUUGUAAGGACUAUAGUUCCUGGAGGAUUAGCAGAUCGAGAUGGAAGACUCCAGACAGGGGACCACAUCUUGAAGAUUGGUGGCACAAAUGUCCAGGGGAUGACCAGUGAACAAGUAGCACACGUUCUAAGGAACUGUGGGAAUUCUGUCAGGAUGCUUGUUGCUCGAGACCCAGUUGGUGACAUUUUGGUAACCCCUCCUGCCCCUGCAGCACUACCUGUUGCCCUGCCUACUGUAGCCAGCAGGAGCCCUAGUCCUGAUGAUUCUCUUUUUGAAACGUACAACGUUGAACUCAUUAAAAGGGAUGGACAGAGUCUUGGGAUUAGAAUUGUUGGCUAUGUUGGAACACCUCAUAUGGGGGAAGAAUCAGGGAUUUAUGUGAAAAGUAUAAUACCCGGCAGUGCUGCAUACCACAAUGGCCACAUUCAAGUGAAUGACAAAAUAGUUGCUGUCGACGGUGUGAAUAUCGAGGGUUUUGCCAACCAGGAUGUCAUUGAAGUGUUACGGAAUGCAGGCCAGGUGGUGCAUCUCACUCUCGUCCGAAGGAAGCCAUCGGUACCUGCUUCUUCACUAGCAUGGCCUUCAGAUGGAGAAACCGUUGAACCACCACAAACACCAGCUCUCUUUCUAUCUGGAGCAGUGGAAACAGAAACUAAUUUAGAUUGUGAAGAUGAAGAAACUGAAGAAAGUAUGGAUAAUCUAAAAAAUGAGAACAUACAAGCCUUAGAAAAAUUGGAAAGAGCCCCAGACUUUCCAGAAAAUGAGCUGAAAUCCAGAUGGGAAAACCUAUUGGGUCCCGAUUAUGAAGUAAUGGUUGCAACCUUGGAUACACAGAUUGUAGAUGAUGCUGAAUUACAGAAGUAUUCAAAGCUGCUGCCUAUACACACUCUGAGGCUUGGCGUGGAAGUGGAUUCUUUUGAUGGGCACCAUUAUAUUUCUUCAAUUGCUCCGGGUGGUCCUGUUGAUACAUUGAGUCUCCUACAACCGGAAGAUGAGCUUCUCGAGGUCAACGGCGUGCAACUCUAUGGAAAAUCCCGCCGAGAAGCAGUCUCCUUUCUUAAGGAAGUGCCACCCCCUUUUACCUUGGUUUGCUGUCGGAGGUUGUUUGAUGAUGAGGCCUCUGUAGAUGAACCAAGGACCACUGAAGCUUCUGUUUCUGAGAUGGAGGCUGAUCACAAUGUAUAUGUCAAUAUCGAAGAAGAUGAUGAUGGGGAGUUAGCAAUGUGGUCUCCUGAAGUCAAGAUCGUUGAGUUGGUAAAAGAUCAUAAAGGCUUGGGAUUCAGCAUUUUGGAUUACCAGGAUCCUUUAGAUCCCGCAAGAUCAGUGAUUGUGAUCCGCUCCCUGGUCGCAGAUAGCAUAGCUGAAAGAAGUGGAGAACUCUUACCUGGAGAUCGCCUGAUCUCUGUCAACGAGUACUGUUUGGACAACAGCACCCUUGCUGAAGCUGUGAAAGUGUUGAAGGCUGUGCCGCCAGGCACAGUCCACCUUGGCAUCUGUAAGCCUUUGGGGGUAAAUGAUAAAGAAGAAGAAAGUUGUUAUGUUUUACAUUCAAGUAAUAAUGAAAGCAAGACUGAAUUUCCAAGAAUAAUUCAUGAUAUAAAUUCAUCUUUAAUACUCGAAGCACCAAAGGGAUUUAGAGAUGAACCAUAUUUUAAAGAAGAACUUGUGGACGAACCAUUCCUAGAUUUGGGAAGGUCUUUCCAUUCCCAACAAAAAGAGAUAGACAACAGCAAGGAGGCCUGGGAGAUGCAUGAAUUCCUGACUCCCAGAUUGCAGGAAGUGGGUGAAGAAAGGGAAAUGCUUGUUGAUGAAGAAUACGAUCUGUAUCAAGAUCACUUUCAGUCCAUGGAGUCCCAUCCCUCGGCACACAUUCCAGAGGCCGCUCUUGUGCCCUCCGUGAAGGACCUUCACUUUGGUACACAGUGGGUGCAUGCUGGUGAACCAGCUGAGCCUCAAGAAGGAAGACCCAUGAGGAGUGUCUACUCCCAGGAGACACAGCAGUAUGACCUUUGCUCUGAAAACAUGAUGAAAGAAAAUUUUGGCAUGGGAGAGAAUUUUGGCAUGGGUUCGCUGCCAUCCAUAACCUCAACUGAAGGCAACGGUCAACAAGGCAGAUUUGAUGAACUGGAAAAUCUUAAUUCAUUAGCAAAAAGCAGUCUGGAUUUAGGGAUGAUUCCGAAUGAUGUCCAAGGUCCUAGCUUGCUCAUUGACCUUCCUGCUAUGGCCCAAGAAAGGGAACAAGAAGAUUUGCCUUUAUAUCAACUCCCUGGGACCCGAGUUUUUUCAAAGGCCUCAGCACACACAGGAAUGUUGUCUUCUAGAUAUGCUACUGAUGCAUGCGAGUUACCUGAGAGAGAAGAAGGCGAAGGAGAAGAAACUCCAAACUUCAGCCACUGGGGACCCCCAAGAAUUGUUGAGAUUUUUAGACAACCCAAUGUGUCUCUUGGUAUCAGUAUUGUUGGUGGCCAAACCGUUAUAAAACGCCUGAAGAAUGGAGAGGAGCUUAAAGGAAUAUUUAUCAAACAAGUUUUAGAAGACAGUCCAGCAGGAAAAACAAAUGCACUCAAAACUGGAGAUAAAAUACUUGAGGUGUCUGGAGUGGAUUUGCAGAAUGCCUCCCACGGAGAAGCAGUUGAGGCCAUUAAGAAUGCUGGAAACCCUGUGGUGUUUGUUGUUCAGAGCCUGUCACCCACUCCAAGAGUCAUUCCUAGUGUACAUAACAAGGCCAGCAAAGCCACCAAUAACCAGGACCAAGAUACCAGAGAAAAAAAAGAAAAGCGACAAGGAACCGCUCCCCCUCCAGUGAAACUGCCUCCUCCAUAUAAAGCUCCUUCUGAUGGUAGUGAGGAAAACGAAGAAGAAUGUGCAUUUACUGACGAAAAAAUCAGGCAAAGAUAUGCAGAUCUGCCUGGAGAACUGCACAUCAUUGAACUUGAAAAGGAUAAGAAUGGACUUGGACUCAGCCUCGCUGGUAAUAAAGACAGGUCACGCAUGAGCAUAUUCGUGGUGGGAAUUAACCCGGAAGGACCUGCUGCAACAGAUGGGCGAAUGCGGGUUGGAGAUGAGCUGUUGGAGAUAAACAAUCAGAUCCUGUAUGGAAGAAGUCACCAAAAUGCAUCUGCCAUUAUUAAGACUGCCCCAUCAAAGGUCAAGCUGGUUUUCAUCAGAAACGAAGACGCGGUCAAUCAGAUGGCUGUUACUCCCUUCCCAUUACCAUCAAGCUCUCCGUCUUCUAUUGAGGAUCAGAGUGGCACUGAACCCGUUAGUAGCGAGGAAGAUGGCAGCCUCGAAGUUGGUAUUAAACAAUUGCCGGAAAGUGAAUGCUCCAGACUGGCUGCCAGCCAGAUGAAACAGCAAAAACAGCCUACGAAAGUCUCCUUCAGUUCACAAGAGAUACCACUCGCACCAGCUUUAACAUACCGUCCAGCAGAUGCAGACUUCACAGGACAUGGUGGUUUCCAGGCGCCCUUGUCAGUGGAUCCUGCGACAUGUCCCAUUGUCCCGGGCCAGGAAAUGAUCAUAGAAAUAUCCAAGGGACGCUCAGGACUUGGUCUUAGCAUUGUGGGAGGAAAAGAUACACCCCUGGAUGCUAUAGUGAUACAUGAAGUCUAUGAAGAAGGAGCAGCGGCCAGAGAUGGAAGACUUUGGGCUGGUGACCAAAUAUUAGAGGUUAAUGGGAUUGAUCUGAGGAACUCCCGCCACGAAGAAGCCAUCACAGCCCUGAGGCAGACCCCCCAGAAGGUGCGACUGGUGGUGUACAGAGAUGAGGCGCACUACAGGGACGAGGAGAACUUGGAGAUUUUCCCUGUGGACCUGCAGAAGAGAGCUGGCCGAGGCCUGGGCCUGAGCAUUGUUGGGAAACGAAAUGGAAGCGGAGUGUUUAUUUCUGACAUCGUGAAAGGUGGAGCCGCAGACCUGGAUGGGAGGUUGAUUCAAGGAGAUCAGAUCUUGUCUGUGAAUGAGGAGGACAUGAGAAAUGCCUCACAGGAGACUGUGGCCGCUGUCCUGAAGUGUGCACAGGGGCUUGUACAACUAGAGAUUGGAAGACUCCGGGCUGCUUCCUGGGCCUCCGUGAGGAAGACGUCACAGGACAGUCAGGGGAGUCAGCACAGCACACACAGCAGCUGUCGUCCUGCCUUUGCUCCAGUCAUGGCCAGCCUGCAGAACCUGGUCGGGACAAAAAGAGUUUCAGAUCCUUCCCAGAAAAAUGCAGGCACAGAUAUGGGACCCAGGACUGUUGAGAUCAUCAGGGAGCUCAGUGAUGCCCUUGGAAUCAGUAUUGCUGGAGGAAAAGGAAGUCCCUUAGGAGAUAUCCCUAUAUUUAUUGCCAUGAUCCAGGCCAGCGGAGUGGCUGCACGUACACAGAAGCUCAAAGUUGGAGAUCGGAUUGUCAGCAUCAAUGGGCAGCCCCUCGACGGGCUGUCUCACACAGACGUGGUUAAUCUGCUGAAGAACGCCUACGGACGCAUUAUCCUGCAGGUUGUAGCAGAUACCAAUAUAAGUGCCAUAGCAUCUCAGCUUGAGAGCAUGUCUACCGGCUGCCACCUUGGCUCUCCCUCUGUCGAACACCUCCCGGAAGAUGCAGAAACACCUCCACCUAAGAUUAUUACUUUGGAGAAAGGCUCUGAAGGCUUGGGGUUUAGUAUUGUAGGGGGUUAUGGAAGUCCCCAUGGAGACCUGCCAAUUUAUGUCAAGACUAUAUUUGCAAAGGGAGCAGCUGCAGACGACGGCCGAUUAAAACGAGGUGAUCAGAUUUUAGCUGUUAAUGGCCAGACCCUGGAAGGUGUCACUCAUGAGCAAGCAGUCUCCAUUCUAAAACACCAGAGAGGGACUGUAACCUUAACUGUGCUGUCGUGAGCGCGGGCCCGAUCGCAAGAUAGCUGUUGUUUAGAAUGUCCACAGGAAGAUCUGGGUGGGGAUGGACACAGCCUCGGCUAAGAUUCACCUCCGUGCGUUCAUCUCACCCUCUCUGCUCAGGAGCAGUGGCUGAGGGUUCACGUGAAUUUCCCAAACCCACACUCAUCUCCUUAUGUUUCCCGGCUUCUGUCACCUCUCAGUGGGAUUCAUUUCUAGCACUCAAGUGAGUCUUAUCUGAUUUGCAUUGAACAUCAGUGUUUCCCAACUAGCAGACACUGCUUCUGACUGUAUUUGCUGCAACAGAAGUUACCAACUUCUCGUUCCUUACGCCUCUCUCUCCCUAUCCCUCACUCAUACAGAGGUCUGACAGCAGCCUCACCUCUCAUCCGAUGAACAGAAACAUGUUAAGCAACUUGUCAUCUCAUUCAUGAUUUGCUUAUGCUAAUUAUCUCUUCAAGUAAGCCAGAAAACAUUAGCAAUGUAAUUAAUUUACCAGUAAACCCCUUGAUGAAAUACCAGAUUCUCCUGUGGGAAAUUACUGUGCUAUAAUCUGUAUGACUUAUAGUCAAAUAAGUCUCAAAUUCAUUUCUCUGGAUAGAUCUUUAUAUGUUAGUCGUCGGUGAUUUUUGAUGAGUCAAUUUACAGAUUGUAAUCGUCUAAAGAUUCCGAAAAGCUUUCUAGUUGUUUUCUGAGCUAUAUAAAUGCAUACCACUGAGCAAAUUCACCUUAUUGUCAACAGGAACAACUUGCAUCCCUGUUCUGAAUUCUAACAAUGCUAAAUUAGGUUCGAGUCCAGGAAGCUCAUCUGGAAUCAAUGAUGUUUCAGUAGGCAGGCAUCAUUCCCACCCCCUCACCCUUCAGACAAAGAGGUGGAAACCCCAGAACCACGCUGCAGACAUUAGCAAGUUUUGCCCCAAGUCGGACAAGGCCUGGGUGACCUUGGCCUUGUGAAGAGUGGAGUGACAUGUUUGAUUAUCCUUCCCUUUACCUCUGUGCCAGCCAUUCCAGCCGCACGAACUGCAGGAACCCAGAUGGGGCAACAGGCAAAGUGAGCAAAUGAACUGAGUGUAGGAGCCAGCACUGGUAUUUCCAGGUCUCCAGGGAGACACCUCUUUGCUGAAGUUUUUGCAUGCUAAGAAAGCCACUACAGCAGAAAAUAGAAGAAUAUCUUUAAAGUUGAUCACAGGCAUUCUUAUUCACACAUUAGCAGGAAAAAGGGAAAGAUGCUUACCAGUGGAUGCUUUAGAAUCUUCUGUUUAAAAUGUACCAUGAAGGAUGAGCACCAGGGUCAUUAAUAGAAGUAGUUCGGCAUUAUUUAACUACAACACAAUGCUGCAAAUGUUUCACAGUAAUUAUCAAAAUUUAAUGGGCUCUAAUUUAAAAUGUUAUUUAAUGAGUAUAGAUUUUAAUUGAGAAUUAUCUUUGAGUAGGUGUAAUCACAAAGUGCAUUAACUCUUGCUGGAAUAUUUUAUGGCGAUUCCAAAGUAUAGAGUGCCUAAAUUUUAUGUUAAAACUGUCUUUCAUGACUGAUAUUAAGUUUUCUGAAAUUGCACACAGCUCUUGAGAUUUCUAAUGUAUUCAAGAUAUGGGACGUUGUUAGGAUAUCGUCUUUCAGUGCAUAAGAAGGAGGCCACCAGCCUCAGAACCUUCCAUGUUAAUUGGACCUGCAAGAACACUUCCGGCAAGCCAAGAAGAAAUGAAACUUGAACAUGCACCUUAGAAAUGCCUAUAAUAGUCUUGAAGUGCGAUUCUGCUUGAUUAUGAUGGAAUGGCCAUUAAAUGCACAUUUUGAAAUAAUACAUUGUUGUUGUGUUUCUUUACACAUUAUCCUUUUAGGUCAUGCUUUCCAAAAGUUUAUCUAUAAAGGAAUUGUGAUGCUUUAUACUCCCUGCUGCAGUAAAUUCACAGAGCUAGUGCUUUUCAUAACUGGUUGUGUCUCUGCCUGCAUGACUAACAAAUAAUUGCCUUUCCAGAAAGAUAUUUUUGCAUCAGAACUGACAAGCCAAGAGGAUAUGAUGAUAGGUGAAAAAAGUCGUUCUCUUAUAGUUGGUCUCAUCAUCAGGGCCAUUUACGUAUAGUAAUGAUAUCGCUAAUUGGAAUUAACAUGAGAGGGCAAUCAACCAGGAAACAUAAAACUUCCGAAUGUUUGUAUGUAUAUGAUUCUAAAUAAAUGUAGUCGCCUACAGA
Messenger RNA from Carlito syrichta (Philippine tarsier), 7894 nucleotides. RefSeq names its product PATJ, crumbs cell polarity complex component (gene PATJ). The record is from RefSeq and is a predicted model, not a curated record. The transcript has 44 exons. The coding region runs from base 38 to 5707 and encodes 1889 amino acids. NCBI's taxonomy places the organism in Eukaryota, Metazoa, Chordata, Mammalia, Primates, Tarsiidae. Gene Ontology annotation, molecular function: protein binding.